UAGUAAUGGUAUCAGUAGCAUCAGUAGCAUUAACAGUGAACACAGUAGUAAUGGUAUCAGUAGCAUUAACAGUGAAUACAGUAGUAAUGAUAUCAGUAGCAUUAACAGUGAAUACAGUAGUAAUGGUAUCAGUAGCAUCAGUAGCAUUAACAGUGAAUACAGUAGUAAUGGUAUCAGUAGCAUUAGUAGCAUUAACAGUGAAUACAGUAGUAAUGGCAUCAGUAGCAUCAGUAGCAUUAACAGUGAAUACAGUAGUAAUGGUAUCAGUAGCAUUAACAGUGAAUACAGUAGUAAUGGCAUUAGUAGCAUUAGUAGCAUUAACAGUGAAUACAGUAGUAAUGGUAUCAGUAGCAUCAGUAGCAUUAACAGUGAAUACAGUAGUAAUGGCAUCAGUAGCAUCAGUAGCAUUAACACUGAAUACAGUAGUAAUGGUAUCAGUAGCAUUAACAGUGAACACAGUAGUAAUGGUAUCAGUAGCAUCAUUAGCAUUAACAGUGAAUACAGUAGUAAUGGUAUCAGUAGCAUUAACAGUGAAUACAGUAGUAAUGGCAUCAGUAGCAUCAGUAGCAUUAACAGUGAAUACAGUAGUAAUGGUAUCAGUAGCAUCAUUAGCAUUAACAGUGAAUACAGUAGUAAUGGUAUCAGUAGCAUUAGUAGCAUUAACAGUGAAUACAGUAGUAAUAGCAUCAGUAGCAUUAACAGUGAAUACAGUAGUAAUGGUAUCAGUAGCAUCAUUAGCAUUAACAGUGAAUACAGUAGUAAUGGUAUCAGUAGCAUCAUUAGCAUUAACAGUGAAUACAGUAGUAAUGGUAUCAGUAGCAUUAGUAGCAUUAACAGUGAAUACAGUAGUAAUGGCAUCAGUAGCAUCAGUAGCAUUAACAGUGAAUACAGUAGUAAUGGUAUCAGUAGCAUCAUUAGCAUUAACAGUGAAUACAGUAGUAAUGGUAUCAGUAGCAUCAUUAGCAUUAACAGUGAAUACAGUAGUAAUGGUAUCAGUAGCAUCAUUAGCAUUAACAGUGAAUACAGUAGUAAUGGUAUCAUUAGCAUUAACAGUGAAUACAGUAGUAAUGGUAUCAGUAGCAUCAUUAACAUUAACAGUGAAUACAGUAGUAAUGGUAUCAGUAGCAUUAACAGUGAAUACAGUAGUAAUGGUAUCAGUAGCAUUAACAGUGAAUACAGUAGUAAUGGUAUCAGUAGCAUUAGUAACAUUAACAGUGAACACAGUAGUAAUAGUAUCAGUAGCAUCAUUAGCAUUAACAGUGAAUACAGUAGUAAUAGUAUCAGUAGCAUCAUUAGCAUUAACAGUGAAUACAGUAGUAAUGGUAUCAGUAGCAUUAGUAGCAUUAACACUGAAUACAGUAGUAAUGGUAUCAGUAGCAUCAGUAGCAUUAACAGUGAAUACAGUAGUAAUGGUAUCAGUAGCAUUAGUAACAUUAACACUGAAUACAGUAGUAAUGGUAUCAGUAGCAUCAGUAGCAUUAACAGUGAAUACAGUAGUAAUGGUAUCAGUAGCAUUAGUAACAUUAACAGUGAACACAGUAGUAAUAGUAUCAGUAGCAUCAUUAGCAUUAACAGUGAAUACAGUAGUAAUGGUAUCAGUAGCAUUAGUAGCAUUAACACUGAAUACAGUAGUAAUGGUAUCAGUAGCAUCAGUAGCAUUAACAGUGAA
Molecule: messenger RNA, 1669 nt
Organism: Trematomus bernacchii (emerald rockcod)
Lineage: Eukaryota; Metazoa; Chordata; Actinopteri; Perciformes; Nototheniidae
Product: cell wall protein TIR4-like
Exons: 1
Source: RefSeq, a predicted model, not a curated record